GAAACCCUAAUAUUGCUCGCUUCGUAUCUCACUUCCCCCACAGCCGCACUUCUGAGAGACCUCAAUCACCCAAUCUCUCACUCUGAGUCUCCCUUCCCUCCUUGCAGCUGCCCAACCUCACGGCCUCACCUCUGCUUCGCUUCACCCUGAUCUGCGUAUUUUGGUCAAUCUGGUGGCGUGGAAUUGUUGCAAUCUCUGAUAGUUGUCCUCGUCAAUGCCUGAAAUGCAGAUGGAUGAACCCAUGGAAAGUGGUGAGAGGCCAGUCUUCAAAGAUAUUAGACGCUACUUCUGUGAAUACUGUGGCAUUUGCAGGUCUAAAAAGAUCUUAAUUACCUCCCACAUCAAUUCACAACACAAGGACGAGUUGGAAAAAGCUAGAGCUGAAGGAAAUAAUGAAGCACAUUGCGAAAAGCCCAACAACACUUGCCAACAAUGUGGUGCUAGCUUCAAAAAACCUGCCUACUUGUUGCAGCACAUGCAAAGCCAUUCACUUGAGAGGCCGUAUGUGUGUAUGGUUGAUGAUUGUCAGGCAAGUUACAGAAGAAAGGAUCAUUUGAAUCGUCACCUUCUACAGCAUGAAGGGAAAACUUUUAAAUGUCCAAUGGAGAAUUGCAACCUAAUCUUCUCAAUAAAAGGUAAUAUGGCAAGACAUGUUAAAGAGAUUCAUGAUGAAGGAUCUACAUCCACAAAUGUAGAAAGUAAGCAGUUUGUGUGCCCAGAAACUGGCUGUGGAAAGGUUUUCAAGUUUGCAUCAAAGCUUCGUAAACAUGCAGAUUCUCAUGUUAAGCUGCAGUCGGUAGAUGUAGUGUGCUUGGAGCCUGGUUGCAUGAAACAUUUCACUAAUAACCAGUGCCUUAAAGAACAUAUUGAAUCCUGUCAUCAAUAUGUAACCUGCGACACUUGUGGAAGUAGACAACUGAAAAAGAAUAUUAAAAGGCACCUUCGCACACAUGAAGCUGACAAAUCAUUGGCAGAGUUUAAAUGUGAAUUUAAGGGCUGUAGCUGCAAAUUCUCAAGUAAAUCUAAUCUCGUUACACAUAAGAAGGCCGUGCACUUUAAAGAAAAGCCCUUUGUGUGUGGUUUUCCUGAUUGUGGCCUGAGAUUUGCUUACAAACAUGUCAGAGAUAAACACGAAAAAACUGGGAAACAUGUUUUUACCCAUGGGGAUUUUGAAGAAGCUGAUGAACAAUUCAGGUCAAGGCCAAGGGGUGGGAGGAAGAGAGUGUGUCCUACUGUAGAAAUGUUGGUCAGGAAAAGGGUUACACCACCUAGUCAAUUGGAGAAUUUGUUAUUUAUGCAGGAGUGACCAGAUGAAUUGACCUUUCUGUCCUUGACAUUAAGUAUAUAUGUAAGGUAGAUUUAAGCAUCUUGCCAUGAGUGUGGUACAUGGACUAAAUCCCCAUUUUGGUUCCUGAGAUUCACGCGAUUAUUCAUUUUGGUCUCCGAAAUUCGAAAUUACUUAUACUGGUCAUCUAGAUUCAAGUUUGGACACCAAUAUGGUCCCUCGACCCUUUCCGGUGAUGAUUAGGCAAAUGGAGUGCUGAGAUGACACACUUUCUGUCACGUUGGACGCUGCAACGGUUAGUUAAUGUUGCGAGAGUUGUAUUUGUAUCCAAUUUAGUCCCCUCUUGUUAAAAUUUUGUCAUUAUAACUCUGAUAAAUAAUAAGAUAAUUAGGGUUUUAGGGACUAAAUUGGAUACAAAUACGACUCUUGUCACGUCAGCUAGCCGUUGCAGUGUCUAGCGUGGUAAGGAGGGUGUCAUCUUAGCACGUCGUUUGCCUUAUCAUCGCCGAAAAUAGUCGAGGGACCACAUUGGUGCCCAAACUUGAAUCUGGAGGACCAAUAUAGGUAAUUUUGAAUUUUGGGGACCAAAAUGAGUAAUCGCGUGAAUCUCAGGGACCAAAAUGGGGAUUUAGUCGUGGUACAUAAAGAAUUAGUUUUAGCAUAAUGAUUAGUGUUCACUACAUCUUACAUAUGUUGUGUAAAAGUAUGAAGAGUGGCAUGUGCAUUAUAGUGUAAUCAAUGACAAUAUUGUGAAUAGUAUAUCUUCAUUAUCCUAACAAUCAUGUUUGUAA
Molecule: messenger RNA, 2076 nt
Organism: Arachis duranensis
Lineage: Eukaryota; Viridiplantae; Streptophyta; Magnoliopsida; Fabales; Fabaceae
Product: transcription factor IIIA
Exons: 7
Coding region: 215-1306 (363 amino acids)
Biological process (GO): regulation of transcription by RNA polymerase II
Cellular component (GO): nucleus
Source: RefSeq, a predicted model, not a curated record